UCGAAGUCGUGGUUUUACUGUCAUUUGAUCAAGUAAGUAGAAUUGAACCCACCACAACAAUCAUACAAUUUUGUAAACUUGCCACCAUUGAGUCUCUCCAAUGAUGAGUUCCCAAGGCCAAGAAACUCGUAGCCGUCAAAGCUUUUUGCCUCUGAUCAAUAAAGUCGACAAUGUCCCUCUGGGCUUUGACUUCAAUACUCUCUACAGACUCCUUCUACCUAAUGAUUUCAGGCCCCAUGGCUUCAUGGUCCAAAGCACCGUAGAGCGCCUUCCAUGGACCCCAGAGUUUCACAUCGACCACAAUAAGCGUGUGGUGCAGUUGCUCAACUCCACGGUCAAAGAUGAUGAGGACCCCGGCAAGGCAUGCACGGCUGCCUUCCAGCGCGUCGUCGAUGCCGCCAUUGCGUCUGACUCUUUCCCUUCGCUGAACAAGCUCCACAGCGAGCAUUUCAGAAUCAUCGGCGCGAACCACUUUGUCUCAAUUGAGCGAUUUCCAGCACCUCUGUUCGGCAUCUCGUCGCGCGGGGCACACAUGACGGCCUUUGUCAAAACGAGCGACGGGAUGAAGAUCUGGGUACCGAGGCGGAGCGCGCACCUCUUCACGUUCCCGAACCUCCUUGAUACCACUGUCGCUGGCGGCGUCAAGGCCGAGGACUCGCCCUUUGACUGCAUCAUCGCCGAGGCGACGGAGGAGGCGUCGCUGCCUGCGGACUUCGUCAAGGAGAAUGCUCGAGCUGUUGGAGCUGUGACAUACUGCAGCUUGAAUAAGCAGAGGGGCACAUUCUUUCCGACUGUCCUCUACGUCUACGACCUUGAGCUACCUGAGUCGAUCGAGCCUCAGCCGGGGGAUGAUGAGGUUUCCGGGUUUGAGCUGAUGACGAUUGACCAGGUUAAGGAUGCCAUGCUGGGUGAGCAGUUCAAGCCCAACUGCGUUCUGGUUAUGCUCGACUUCUUCAUACGCCACAACAUCAUCACCUCUGAGAAUAAUGACGAGUAUCUGGAGAUUGUCACUAGGAUGCGGCGGCAUCUACCAGUACCAACCAGUCCGGAGCGAACAUAGUAGAUGAUAGAUUGUGAGUUCGCCUAGCCUUCGGCGAGCUUGCUUUGGAAGGAAUAUCUGGGUCACAGGGAUGCUAGACUCGAUCGAAUACAGACGAUCCGUCAGAAUAGAUAUCAAAGACUCUGGGCUAUUUAGUCAUUAAGAACUCAGAGUAUGAAGCACGCAUGUAUGAUCGUUUAUAUGUUUUGUACUUGGAGAGAACUAGAGACAGGAAUCAGAUCCGACAUGUGU
This is a messenger RNA of Colletotrichum acutatum, 1291 nucleotides long. RefSeq names its product NUDIX domain-containing protein. Bases 101 to 1060 code for a protein of 319 amino acids. The record is from RefSeq and is a predicted model, not a curated record. Lineage: Eukaryota; Fungi; Ascomycota; Sordariomycetes; Glomerellales; Glomerellaceae. Gene Ontology annotation, molecular function: 8-oxo-dGDP phosphatase activity. The transcript is spliced from 2 exons.